AAUUUUCCCUUUAAGUCAUGAAAAUGCGUAAAUAAACAAUAUUCCGACACAUUAAUCUUUAAAAAUGACUAUCUUAAACCGUUUAAAAUGUGGUAUACGGCUUUCAUUCGAUUCAUAAGGCGACGAAUUAUCUUAGCAUUGAUUCUGGCGUUCUCACUUUGUUACUGUGUCUUCAGUUAUGUGGGAAAAGGUGAUUUUCUCGAUGCAGACGAGGUCGAACCAGUGAGAAGGACGCAACCGUUCAUUUGGAGAACACUACAGCAACACAAUUCUACCAAUGAAGUCGAAGUCAAUUGUCGAAACUCAGUCCAGGGCAAAGUUCUAAUUGUUGAUGAUAGAGGGUAUGUUUGCCCCAGGCAAGAAGUUUUACUCAAUGGUUGUUGCAAUGAUGCCUCAUUGUCCUUCAACCAAUAUUCAUGUGAAACAUGCAAAAGCAACAACUGUUGCGCCAUUUAUGAGUUUUGCAUUUCUUGCUGUCUCCACCCUGAUAAGAAAGAUGUCCUGGAAUCUGUCUUAGGCAAAGCGGAACAGACGAACGUCCUGUUUGCAUCAGUAACAGAUCAUUUUGAGCUGUGCCUAGCAAAGUGCAGGACGAACUCGCAGAGUGUUCAACACGAGAAUUCGUACAAAGAUCCGAGGGCGAAACACUGUUAUGGGGAGCUGAGCCCUGGCAGUAAUGUUGAAAACGAAGUUUAAUGAAUUUUCAGCGUGGGAAUGUUAGUUUUUGUAAUAUCCGACUACUUAGCUUAGGCUGAUAUGUACCUUUUUUUAGUGUUUUUGUUGCAUAUUAUAAAAACUGUUGUUAUAUCUUCAAGUAUAUCAAUUUAAAUGUUUCUGAGUAUAUUUUUUUAGUUUGUGUUUGGUGAGUUGUUCCAUUACAAUGUAAAGUUAUAAUCCACUGUAACACUGUAAUCUGUGAUAAAUGUCUUUGUUCCCCUAAAUGCCAAAUCUUUAUUUUGUUUAUGACACUAACUUAAUAUUACCAAUAAUUUUUGUUAUGGAAAGAAUACUUGAAAAUAUAAUAAAAAGCAGCAAUUGUAUAUUUAUUUGGUACUAAUUUAGUUGUGAUAAAACUAAAAUAAUAUUGUUGUGCAUUUAGUUUCUUUUAGAUCGUUAUAUUACAUUCAAAUAAAGAAUAAUAGUAAUUAAACAUUUUCAA
This is a messenger RNA of Aethina tumida (small hive beetle), 1159 nucleotides long. RefSeq names its product SREBP regulating gene protein. The transcript is spliced from 4 exons. NCBI's taxonomy places the organism in Eukaryota, Metazoa, Arthropoda, Insecta, Coleoptera, Nitidulidae. Bases 88 to 696 code for a protein of 202 amino acids. The record is from RefSeq and is a predicted model, not a curated record. Gene Ontology annotation, biological process: positive regulation of SREBP signaling pathway.